Molecule: messenger RNA, 480 nt
Organism: Acanthocheilonema viteae
Lineage: Eukaryota; Metazoa; Nematoda; Chromadorea; Rhabditida; Onchocercidae
Source: the annotation of a GenBank genome assembly
AUGCUAAGUAUUAGACGAACUUUAAAUGGUAACUUAGUCAAAGCCAUUAACCUGCAACUUAUUAUAUCACAUUAUACUCCGAGCAUGUCACAAGUGCAGAUAAUUCUUUUUAUGCCCUUAACACUUGCAGAAUGCCUCAAAUGUUACAGUUGUGAUGGUCCUGAAGAGUGUGCUGCUCCACGAGAAGAACUGUGCCCCCAAAAUAAUGAAUGUUUUACCGUUGCUCAAAACUAUGAUACAAAAUUAAAUGGUUUACGAAAAGGAUGCUCACCAACAUGCGACCGGGUAAAUAUUGAAGGAAAAUUGUGCAGAACUUGUAAAUUCGAAUUAUGUAAUGGGAAAACAGGUUUGGGAAAAGCAUUCGAAAAACUUGGUGCUUUGCCAUCUCGAAGACCUCUCGGUCCCAAAAAAAGUGUUAAUGGAAAGAAGAGGACAUCUUUACUAUUACUGCAGCUAUUAGUUUUGAUUGAUGUAAUGUAA